Molecule: messenger RNA, 2524 nt
Organism: Gigantopelta aegis
Lineage: Eukaryota; Metazoa; Mollusca; Gastropoda; Neomphalida; Peltospiridae
Product: protein FAM167B-like
Exons: 3
Coding region: 509-1144 (211 amino acids)
Source: RefSeq, a predicted model, not a curated record
CGAACGGCUAAGAUGAGCGCAUUCGCUGUUAGGUGUUAAAUACCUUGAGUUUUAAUAGAUAAACUGCUAGUGGCGAUUCCACGGGGUGAACCCGUAUCGCACGGCUCGGCAGUAUGUGACGCACGUCUAAGACGUCUUAAACCGCCCUCGCUUAAAAUAUACACCCAGCCGAGCCUAACGUCACUGAACGAACGAGCUAUCUCCAACAAGACAUCUUCACGGCAAACUGGUAGGUAGAGCUGUGAUGCGGAAAACUAAAAUACCAGUGGUUCUAUAGACUCGUCUGUCCAUCCAUCCGUCCGUCCGUUCGUCCGCCUGUCUGUCCGAACGUCCGUUUGUUGUAGUCUGGCUUGUUGGAGGGAUUCACGGAAAGACACUGUAGUGUGAAGAUACAGGAAUAACCGUAGUAUCAGGUGAGAAUGGGGCACCCGGCAUGUUCGGGACCUGCCUGAACGCUUAAAAAAAAAAAUCAGGUGAGAAGAUGACCUGACAUUAAUAUAACAGAGUUAUGGGAGGGAGGAAAGAGGAUUCUGCCCGGAUUAAAGAGCCGAGACGUCCGCUGUCCGUUAUUGAGGAGUCGGCACGCCACGACACGCUUCUGCAGGAGGUUCCCUCAUCUCACAGACGAAAGAGUUCCUGGGGACUGAGAAACGACUUCGUCUUGGGAGACAGCGAGUUGUCGGACUUGGCCAUUCUGAAGCAGACGACAGCUCGGUUGAAUCUGAGCACGCGCAGACCCAGUUUCGUGGCGUGGCGAGCACAGUGUGUGGAGGCGGCGGAAAACCACGCCCUCCCUAAACCACAGCUCGGCAUGGAUGGGGGAGACAGGCUGACCAGUGAGAGAAAGGAACGUAUCGACAGCGCCCUUGAGUGGCUGAGGAAUGAACUGCACGAGAUGCGCAGUCAGGACCAGGCACUAGCCCGCCAGUUGCUGACGAUCCGCCAUGACAUCCACCAGCUCAAACUGCGGCGCAUGAGUCAGGAACACCGGGAGUUGCUGGACGACGUCCAAUCAGAGCUCGAGGAGCUCGGGGAGCUGCCAGAUGUGCUCGAUCUUCCGGUCGACCUCCUCAGUGACAAUCCGCUCAAACAGAUCGGCGUGACGCGCAUGAAUCUGAGCACAAGGAGGUUCUCCACGUGCUAGUGGCGACAAGGACAGCAUUCGGGGCUGGGCAUCUGUCUGAGACACAUUCACCGCAGAGGAUGUGCCCAAGACAGUCGUGUUUGAACCUUAAUUGGAUGUAAGCAUCAGUCGAAUGGUCGAUUGGUUGAUUGAAUGAUUGAUGACAAGGACCCUCCUUUCUUGGACACAUCCACAGGAUCCUCAGAGGAUGAGCCCAAGACAGUCGUGCUUGAACCUUUAGUGGAUAGAAGCACGAGGAAAAUGUUUGGUUCAUUAAAAGGAAAUCAUUCUGGUCUGAGUUCGGCUAAACCGAGCAGAAAAAAAUGUCCGCUAGACUGGUUUAUGCGCUUCACAGUAAACCAAAUGGCAACGUUGGGAACCAAUCAAAUAGCGUAAAAGGGUUGAUUGAUUGAUUGAUUGCUUGAUUGAUUGCUUGUUGAUUGAGUGGUUAAUUGAUUGAAUGGUUGACAAGCCAUAGUGGUAUAUGAGCAUGUAAAUAAAUAUUGGAAUGGUUGACAAGGACAACUGCCCACCUAGCUGAGCCGUGUGUUCAUGACAGCGUGCUUGAACCUUUACUGGAUAUAUGCAUGGACAUAAAUUGAGACAAAGAAACAAUAUCCUACCAUUCCAGUAGCGUGUUCAGAAGGCCGAGCGCUCGCGAUCUAUUUGACUGGUACCAUCGUCUUUUAUUAUGUCAAAUUCAAUUAACAUAAGGCGCAGAAACCAGUCUAGCGAGCUGACGCGAUCAUUUGUUCUCCUGAACAUGCCUUAUGUCCAUCAGGAACAUUGGAUUUGUGUUUUUUCCAGUGUUUUUUCCAAGUGAGCAUUGCAGAUCUAUGUUAUACAGUGAUGCACAGAUAUUCACGAAAGAUUGGUAAUUUGUUCAUAUUAACCAGGUUUUUGUGAAGAUCAUUAUGAGCGAAAGGGACGCUAACAUAUACAUAUUAAAUGAGAAUAUAGCCUAAUUUUACAAAUAUACGUAUUAGAUGAGGAUAUAUUCUAUAUAUUACUUUCACUGGAACUGUAUACUGUGGUGAAUUAUUUUAAACAAGCCUGAUUUUUUAAUGAGGCUAAAUCUAGUCUGGAACGUUUAACAUAAACUAAACACUAUUAACAAAUAUACGAAGUGAUUGUAGUUUGUGUUUGUGAGGUUCGCCAAAAUACAAGAUAAAUUGUGUCUUAUGUGACUGAAACAUUGUGAAAUGACGUACUAAAAAGUGGAAAUGUCUAAAAAUUCAUGAGAUACACAAUACAAGGGAGACUAUCCAAAUGAUACGAACAAUGUUGAUGUAUGUGCCAAAUUUAAUUUUCAACAACCACACUUAACGUAAGGUGAAGUAAAUUCGGAUAUUACUUGGUUGAUUUACUUGCAAAAUGUUUAAAUAAAAUCUCUCAACUUUG